AUGACAAAUAGUUCACUGUUCUGUCCCGUUUACAGUGACUUGGAACCAUUUACAUACUUUUUUUAUUUAGUUUUCCUCAUUGGAAUCAUUGGAAGUUGUUUUGCAACAUGGGCUUUUAUACAGAAAACCACAAAUCACAGGUGUGUGAGCAUAUACUUAAUCAACCUGCUUACAGCUGAUUUCCUGCUCACUCUGGCAUUGCCAGUAAAAAUUGUUGUUGACUUGGGUGUGGCACCCUGGAAGCUAAAGAUAUUCCACUGCCAAGUAACAGCCUGCCUCAUCUACAUCAAUAUGUACCUCUCUAUCAUCUUCUUAGCCUUUGUCAGCAUUGACCGCUGUCUUCAGUUAACACACAGCUGCAGAAUAUACCGAAUACAAGAACCCGGAUUUGCAAAGAUGAUAUCGACUGUCGUGUGGCUCAUGGUCCUUCUCAUAAUGGUGCCGAACAUGUUGAUUCCCAUCAAGGACAUCAAAGAAAAGUCAAACGUAGGUUGCAUGGAGUUCAAAAAGGAGUUUGGAAGAAACUGGCAUCUGCUGACAAAUUUUAUAUGUGUGGCAAUAUUCUUAAAUUUCUCAGCCAUCAUUUUGAUAUCCAACUUCCUUGUAAUUCGGCAGCUCUACAGGAACAGAGACAACGCAGACUGUGCAAACGUGAAGACGGCUCUAGCCAACAUUCUCUUGGUGACAGUCAGUUACAUCAUCUGCUUUGUUCCGUACCACGCUGUCAGGAUCCCGUACACCCUCAGCCAGACAGAGGUCAUAUCUGAUUGCUCAACUAGGAUCUCCCUCUUCAAAGCCAAAGAGGCCACACUGCUCCUGGCUGUGUCCAAUUUGUGUUUUGAUCCAGUCCUGUACUAUCAUCUCUCGAGCGCAUUUCGACUGAAGGUCACUGAGACUUUUGCCUCACCUAAAAAGGCUAAGGCUCAGAAAGAAAACUCAAGAUGUGAAAGUGACGUGUAAAACACGGGGUUUCGCAGACCAGCCCUGCUUUCCUACUGAACCACAAAGCUGGUCAUAGUUUUCACAGAUAAAAGAAGAUAGUUAAUGAUAAAAGCUGCUGAUGGCUAGCAAACACGGACUGGUUCCUGUGGGAAGU
Messenger RNA from Microtus ochrogaster (prairie vole), 1096 nucleotides. It is a transcript of the gene Gpr171, whose product is annotated as G protein-coupled receptor 171. Gene Ontology annotation, cellular component: membrane. Gene Ontology annotation, biological process: G protein-coupled receptor signaling pathway. Gene Ontology annotation, molecular function: G protein-coupled purinergic nucleotide receptor activity. The record is from RefSeq and is a predicted model, not a curated record. Lineage: Eukaryota; Metazoa; Chordata; Mammalia; Rodentia; Cricetidae.